UACACACUGUAAAUAUCUUCUGCUAUUGUGUUAACUGAUGCGCAAAUAAUGUGACAUUUGUUUUCAAUUUACAAUAUUUCAUUCCUAUUCAUUCUUCGCGAGUUGAUAUCGUUUCACUCGGUUUCAUGUGGAUUAUUGUGGUUAAGCAAUUGUAUUGAGUUGACGUAACAUUCAAACAAUUCUUGUAAAUAGUGAUAACUUUAUCAGUUAAUGAUGAAAAUAAACUUUGUAAAUAUUAAGUGGUUAUCACGUGUUGCCGGGAUCGAGAGUGAUGCAACUAAAGAUAUACUGACACUGAGCAGAUUGUUUAGACAUGUUGCAACGGAUGCAGCACCUGUGGCUUCCCAGGUGACAGGCAAAAAUACUGAUGUGAGCAGUAGGCCACUAGUGGACCUGAUAGGACGUCGCCACAACUACCUGCGUAUAUCACUUACAGAACGAUGUAAUUUACGGUGCCAGUACUGCAUGCCGGCGGAGGGCGUGGCGCUGUCGCCGCGGGCGGCGCUGCUGUCCACGGCCGAGGUGCUGCGGCUGGCGCGCGUGUUCGCGUCGCUGGGCGUGGACAAGGUGCGCCUCACCGGCGGCGAGCCCACGCUGCGAGCCGACCUCGCCGACAUCGUCCGGGGUCUGAACGAGAUAGAAGGCAUCCGCAGCGUGUCGAUGACGACGAACGGGCUGGUGCUGACGCGGCGGCUGCCGGCGCUGCAGCGCGCGGGGCUGGCGGCCGUCAACGUGUCGCUCGACUCGCUGCGGCCCGACCGCUACGAGCGCAUGGCGCGCCGCCCGGGUCUGUCUCGCGUGCUAGCUGGCGUGGACCUCGCACUGCAACUCGGCUACCGACCUGUGAAAAUUAACACUGUGCUCAUGAGGGGUUUCAACGAUGACGAAAUUUUGGAUUUUGUUGAAUACACACGCGACAGAGAAAUAGAAGUAAGGUUCAUCGAGUUCAUGCCGUUCUCGGGCAACGGCUGGGACGACUCGCGGAUGGUGCCGCAGCGGGAGGCGCUGCAGGCGGUGCGCGCGCGCCACGCCGCGCUGCAGCCGCAGCCGCCGCGCCUCCACGACACCGCCACCGUGUGGCGCGUGCCGGGCUACGCAGGCUCGGUGGGUUUUAUCUCGUCCAUGACGCAGAACUUCUGCAGCUCAUGCAAUCGCCUUCGCAUCACCGCCGACGGCAACCUCAAGGUGUGCCUGUUCGGCGCGGCGGAGGUGUCGCUGCGCGCGGCGCUGCGCGGCGAGGCGGGCGCGCCGGCCGACGACGCCGCGCUGCGCCGCCUCGUGCGCGCCGCGCUGCAGCGCAAGCGGCCGCGCCACGCCGGUACGUAUGGACAAUCUCGCGCGCAUGGACAACCGCCCGAUGAUUCUCAUAGGCGGCUAGCGGCCGCGGCCGCCCUCCUCGCCCGCCGUCGCGGCUCUGUGGGGACGUUCGCAGCGCGCGGCUACUGCACGCGCGCGGCCGACGGCGGCGGCGGCGCCUUCACGCACCUGGACGCGGACGGCCGCGCGCACAUGGUGGACGUGGGCGGCAAGCCGGUGACGGCGCGCGCCGCCGCGGCCGAGUGCCGGCUGGUGGUGGGCGGCCGCCUGCUGCGGCUCCUACGCGACGCGCGCCUGCCCAAGGGCGACGCGCUGGCGGCCGCCGAGCUGGCCGGCGUGCUGGCCGCGAAGCGCACGGCCGAGCUGAUCCCGCUGUGCCACCCGCUGCCGCUGGACGCGGUGCGCGUGCGCGUGUCGCUGCCGCGCGGCGGCGGCGGCGGCGGCGGCGGCGGCGGCGCGCUGGUGGUGCGCUGCGACGUGCGCGUGACGGCGCGCACCGGCGCCGAGAUGGAGGCGCUGGUGGGCUGCGCGGUGGCGGCGCUCACGCUCUACGACAUGUGCAAGGCGGUGGACCGCGGCAUGCGCCUCACCGACCUGCGCGUCGUGCGCAAGACGGGCGGCGCGAGCGGCGACUGGGCCGAGCCGCCGGCCGGCGCGGACGGCGCGGCCGCGCCGAGCCGCGGGAGGCGGUGAGCGCGCGGCUGCGCGAGGCGGCGCGGCGCCGCGGACAGCUCGACGCCGGCGAGACAUACGUUCCCACGAACUUGACGCACUUCUGACGGGGACGGCGCACCGGGCGAAAAAAUAAUCGCGUCGAGUCGACGCGACCCCGUAGUUUUCGUUAAUAAGCAAUGGUUUUGUGAUUUAAUAUUUUCUUAAAUGUGAUGUAAUACGUGUUUGUAUGUUAAAAAAAAGUCCAGGUACAGCCGGCGACCUGUACACCUAGAGAACUCGCAUCGUACAAAAUAAAUUUGAUAUUUUCGAUUAGAUUACGGAAGGGAUUCCACGUUGAAUUGGUUGUUAAGCAACCAUUAGUAUUCACAUUUGGAUCGUCAGAGAUAAUCCCGUGACGAGUUCGGUAGCAACUCCUAGGUGUUCUAGAUACAUUCCCUGUCUCGAUAAGAUACAAUAUAUAUUUUUAUACCAUCUCUUUAUAAAAAAGAGAAUAAUUGUCUAUGAAGUGAUAUUAUUACAUAAUAUCUUUAUUUAUAAGUAAUAUUGCGCAAGUGUUCGGUGCACUGUGCAGCGGCGCAUGUGUUUGCUAACUGGUUAAUGAGCUGUGCUGUUGACGAGCGGCGCUGUCUCGUACUGUUCAACAUGUAACGAGGCUCGUUCAGGCGUGUCACGGCAGCGUUUGUAUUCUGUACGACGAAUAUAAUUACUUUGAUCUUGUUCUGAGGAACUGGGGAAAGUAGUCUCGCUUCUAUCACAGUUUCAGGGUUCCGGGUUGAUAUACGUUAACCGACUAAUUGUAGGUAAUAUACAUGCACAAAUGUAGGAAUGCAUUAGUAUCAAGUUGUAGAGGUAACAUUUAAAUCGGUUUCCAUUAUUUUGAUAUGUUUUCUUUGUUUCAGAAAUAGUUUAGAAUUUAUUUAUUAUUUACAACAUCUGAGAAUUAAACCUAUAAAUAUAUAGGUAGGCACACGAAAUGUUUUCAACGGAUCAAAUGUGUCCGGAUAGUAUAGCGUUGUGUGCGGGAAGCGCUAAUGCUUCUGAUAACACGAACAGGACGUUGCUACUACGUUAAAUUAAAGAAACAUUAAUACAUUAAAUAUACUUGAACACGAUUUUAAUACUGCUUAACAUGCACGGUAACAAUUUCACGUAUACAGCCAUCUAUUUUUAGGUAGAUUUUUUUUUCAUUUAUUCGCAACAAUACUACAUUGUGUUUGAAUAACUAAAAACAUGAAAGUGACAGGAGCCUAUGAAUAUUUAUGCACGAGGUUGUAACACAGUUGUGUGUGUAUUACCUAUGCGUGUAUCAGGGGUACAUCCCAGAAUCAAGAACGAAGCAUUUCGUGGGCAAAGACUUGUCUAGGAGUAAUCUACUCUUUCUUAAGGGACUAGCCCCCCCCCCCCUCCGCCCCUUUAAUAACGUACUUAUAAAUAAAUGAUUGACUUCUACGUAUUUGUUCCAAAGAUAGGUACUUAUUGUUUGUCCUUCAGCAUCUGUCACGCUUUACACUUGGCGUACGUACACUUUGCGGCGUUUUACGCCGUAAUUAAUGAGACACGAGCGCCGGUAAUAAAAUUUUGAAAAGAGAAUGGUACGUACUGUGUGGUGUACCAUUUAUAAUAUUGUUUAAUUAUGAAUAAAUACCAUAGUAUUUUAUAUAAUGCAACCGCAUUUCAUUAAAAAUUUUUAUACACUGGAAAUAGCAAACAAACUGAUAAUUCACUGGAUGGUGCCUCAGUGGUUACCGUCGCCUAUAGACAUGAACAGCAGCAUUCGUAUACUUCACGAGUUACGGCUGAUGGAACGAGACAACAUAAUUAAGUAUAGUUACAACAGUAUAGUUUUAUAAUGAUUAUAUACCUACGUACUUGGGUAUUGUUGAAAUUAACAUUUUGUAAACUGGACCUUUAAAAAGUAAAAAAAAAAUUAUCUGCACUCCUUUUUGUGAAAGGGUUUUAAUAGUAGGUAGAUGCUUUUUACUGAUCUGAAAAUCUUCGAAUGUCCAAGCACUCGGUAAAAAGCUUUUACUUACUUUGAUCAUUGCUUUUCUCGAUCGUGUUGAUUUAGAAAGUGGUAUCUGUUUAUGAAUAUUGGUAAGACUGUUUCUAUUAAAUAAAUGAAUAAGAAAGUUGGCCGAUUUAUACUGUGUUAAUAAUUUGGUAACUAUAUUUUUGGUGCUAUGUUAUUGAAUAAAUAUUUUUACAAAGGGGA
This is a messenger RNA of Galleria mellonella (greater wax moth), 4204 nucleotides long. RefSeq lists its product as uncharacterized. The record is from RefSeq and is a predicted model, not a curated record. Gene Ontology annotation, biological process: Mo-molybdopterin cofactor biosynthetic process. The transcript is spliced from 10 exons. Lineage: Eukaryota; Metazoa; Arthropoda; Insecta; Lepidoptera; Pyralidae. The coding region runs from base 211 to 2010 and encodes 599 amino acids. Gene Ontology annotation, molecular function: GTP 3',8'-cyclase activity; cyclic pyranopterin monophosphate synthase activity; metal ion binding.